This is a messenger RNA of Spirodela intermedia, 2082 nucleotides long. NCBI's taxonomy places the organism in Eukaryota, Viridiplantae, Streptophyta, Magnoliopsida, Alismatales, Araceae. The record is from the annotation of a GenBank genome assembly.
AUGAUAGAGAGGCUGCUCAGGCUGGUCUCCCAGAAGGCCCCCGGCGCCGAUGGCCCGAGCCCCUGCCCUCCUCCGGCGGCGAGGGAGAAGGCCGCCGCCGGCGGGACUAGGAAGAGGAGGAAGCUGGCCCAACCUCAGAAGAUAGUCGCCGGCUCCGUCCAGUCGUCAUCCCCUCCAUGCGACGGCGACGGCGACGGCGACGGAGAGGGAGAGGGAGAGAAGAGCGAGGGCCUCCUCUGCCGGAAUCUCGCCUGCCAGGCGAUCCUCGACCCGGAGGACGCCUUCUGCAAGAGGUGCUCCUGCUGCAUCUGCUACAGCUUCGACGAGAACAAGGACCCCAGCCUGUGGCUGGUCUGCACCUCCGAUCCCCCGUCUCAGGGGGGCAGCUCCUGCGGCCUAUCCUGCCAUCUCAAGUGCGCCCUCAGGGACGAGAGGUGCGGCAUCGCCAGGAACAGCCGCAGCGAGCGGCUGGACGGUGGCUUCUACUGCGCCUUCUGCAAGAAAGAGAAUGGGCUCAUCGGGUAACCCGCACCGUGCAUGUUCUUGAUCAUUAUUCCCCUCUCAGAUUCCUAUAGUUUCAGCUUAGCAGAUUUGCCUAAAUAUAGUCGAGCACCCACCCAUCGUGCUUCAUUCGGCCGAUCGGAUCAUCCCUCGUUUUUGUCAACGCGCAGCAACCUAAGGAAGCAGCUGGUGAUCGCCAAGGACGCCAGGAGGGUGGACCUUCUCUGCAAGCGGGUGUCUUUGAGCCAUCAGAUCCUCAGGGGGACCGAGAGCUACCGGCGCAUACAGACCAUCGUGGAUUCGGCCGCAAAGAAGCUCAAGAAGGAGGUCGGCCCUCUGGACAAGGUCUCCGCGAGGAUGGCCAGGGGAAUAGUCAACCGCCUCGCCUGCAGCGCAGAGGUCCAGAAGCUCUGCGCGUUCGCCAUUGAGGCCAUCGACCUCGUGCUAUCUGAUGGUGCUGCUGCGCCUGAGGCACCCCCCGCCGCCGACGGCGACUCCCAUCAAGGUGAAGUCAACCCAACAGCUCUCUGUCGUUUAUUUUCCUCCGCCUUACCACCUUAUGGACGGGAUCAUCGAUCUUCUCUCUCUCUUUGUCUCUCUGGCGGCGCAGGCUCUCCAAUCAGCCCCGUCGGAUUCGAGGACGUCUCCUCCACCUCCGUGGUUAUCUCAGUUGCGGCGGAGCGCAGGACCAUGGAGGAUGCGGUGGUGGGUUACAGGCUCUGGCAUCGAAGGUCCUGCGAGGUAAACUACUCGGAGGAACCCACCUGCGUGCUGCUGCGGCCGGAGAGGAGGAUCAUGGUCUCGGGGCUCAGCCCGGCGACCGAGUACUCCUUCAAGGUCGCCGCUUUCGGCGGCGCAGGGGAGCUGGGGAGGAAGAGAUGGGAGGCCACGCUGGUCACGAGAGCCUCCUCGAGCGCCAGCAAUGGGUUCAAUUUCUUCCCGGUCGGCGCGGCCUGCGACGGGGAAAGGAAGAGGAACGGAGGAGAGCCGACGACGAUGGCCGUCCACACCAACUCGCAGAGGGGCUCGACGAGCUCCAGCGACAGCCACCGGGAAGGGAACCGCCGCCUUGAGAUCGGCGCCGAGACCGCUGGCGCUGCGGAGGACGUCGGGGACAACAGCGUGAAGCAGCGCCACCAUGCCCUGCGGCCGAGUGAGGCGCCGCCGCCGUUCCUCGCCGGCUCCGAUCGUCUCCCCGCGGGGACUACGAGCAAGUGCGACGCCGCUCCCAAGGCCCAACCGGCCGCCGGCGACAGAGGUGGCGGCGGCGGCGAGCCUGCGGAGCGGCGGUACGAGUACUGCGUGAAGGUGAUCCGGUGGCUGGAGUGCGAGGGGCACAUGGAGAAGGAGUUCCGGGUGAAGUUCCUGACGUGGUUCAGCCUGAAGGCUACGGCUCAGGAGAGGAGGGUGGUCAGCGCCUUCAUCGACGUCCUGAUCGACGAGCCGGCGAGCUUGGUCGACCAGCUGGUCGACUCCUUCAAGGACGGCAUCUGCCAGGGCGAGGAGAAGCCUCCAAACGGCGUCUGCAACGGGAAGCUGGCGGCCAAGGACCACCGCCUUUGCACCAGGCUCUGGCACUGA